UCAUGCAUGCAUUUUUUUGUAUCAUCUUGUAAUUGUUGUAAUGAAAAGGUAAGUGAGUAAGAUGUCUGGCAGCCCAUCCAUGUGCCUCAGAUGCAGUCAGCAUGAAUUCACAGACAGACAGAGUGUAUCCCUCAGGAUCCUGCUGCAUAGCCAGCGUGUCAGCACUGUCAGCCUGCAGCAGAAUGCCGAUGCUUGACACAUUCCCUCUCCUUUAGUUCUGUUACCACAGCAUAGCCUAGCCUAGCCUAGCCUAACAUAAUCUUGAAACUGCCAAAAGACCCAGUAGAGGUUUCCUCUCUUUAUUUUUUGUUAAAGAAAGAAAAAUAAUAGAUGCAGUACAAAACAGGAAGGUAAUGGGUUAAUCUAGUGUUUGGGUACACAGUGUGUCUUAGGGAGUGUCUUCAAAGAGGAAGAUGAGAGAAAACGUGUAUAUACAGUAGCUUCCUGUGUGAGUCAUUGGAACCAGGCUGCCGUUGGAGCUCACUGUUUUCAGCCCUGAGAGGUUUUUGAGACACUCCUCUGAGCACCGCAAAAGACAGCGUGCCCGUAUACAGUCAUGUGAGGAAGGGAGGAACCCCAGCUCAUGCCCUUUGUAAUGGUAGCGGACUGAGAGCUGAGGAAGUGAACAGCACACUCUGAAACAAGAGGCCGUUUGAUAGCAGGCCUUUGAAAAGCUGAAACAUUCAACAAUGGAACCCGAGAAAGAGCUACAGAGUGAUGAACAUCUAGAGGAUGGAGUAACUCCAGACACAGAGGGGUGGAGAACGCAAAGAGGGCAUCAGGAUGAAGGAGCGAAUGAUGAGGUCAUGGAUGCAGUAUUGCAGAGAGGAGGAGAAAAGGAAGAGGAGCAGGAAAUCCAGUAUGGAGCCUCUGUGUCGUCCUCCUCCUUGGAUCCCGACACUCUGCCCCCAUCCCUGGCUGCUGCCCCGGCGCUGAGGCUGGUUCUGCUUGGGCAGACGGGCGCAGGCAAGAGCGCUGCUGGGAACUGCAUCUUGGGACGUGGGGCGUUUGAGACGAAGGCUUCAGAGGGAGCCGCUGGGACGAGUGAAUGUGAGAGUAGAGCUGCAGCAGUUGCUGGGAGACAGCUGACAGUGGUGGACACUCCAGACUGGUUCAGCUCAGAGCUCUCCCCAGAGGAGGUGCAUCGUCAGAUCCGCUCCUGCCUGGCCCUCGUGGCCCCCGGGCCCCAUGCCUUCCUGCUGUGUGUCCCCGUGGACCAGCCAGCCUCCAUGGAGCUCCUGGGGCUGGAGGCCCUUGAGAAGGUGUUUGGCCCUGGGGCCGUCAGCAGGCACACCCUAGUCCUCUUCACCCACAUGGACCGCCUGCCCGAGGGAGUCACCCUGGAGGAGUAUGUGACCAGCAGGGAGCGCCAGGACUUGCUAAAGCUGGUGGAGAGGUGUGGGAACCACUACCAUGCCCUUGAGAGAGGAAGAGGAGAAGGAGGAGAAGGAGAACAGGAGGAGAAGGAGAGAAGGAGUGUGGAGGAGCUGCUGGAGAAGGUGGAGCAUGUAGUGAGGGAGAGCGGGGCGGACUUCCACACCUGGCCUGCCCCCCAGGAGCCUAAGAAGCUGAGGAGAGACAGGGAAGAGGGGCAGGGGGCAGAGAGACAGCCCGUCUCUGUCUUGCCCUCCUCGCCGUCACAUCCAGAGCAGGAGGAAGAUGCUGAGGGGCCCGCACAGGCAACGGAAACAGACACGGAAGACGAUGACGACUUCACAGAAGGUGAUGACCCCUCGCUCGCUCCCGACGUGCCCCCUCCCUCAUUCCUCUGGGGAUUGUGGGAUACAAUGACGGGGUGGUUGAGCAGUGUGCCGGGGCUGGUGAGGGGCUGGGCCCUGCUGGGGGCCCUGGUGGGGUUCUUUGUGGGGGGGCCAGCAGGGAGGAUGCUGGGGGUCACAGUGGGCUCGGUGGGCUCCGAGGUGGGCAGGAGGAGGCGUGUUAAGAAGACCCAGUGAAAUUGCACACAAAGCAGAGACAAGCGUUUACACUGUAUAAUGCAUGGAAGCUUUACAUUAAUGUUUGCAGUAGAGUAUGCAGCUACAAAGCAAGGAAACAUAAAGGCGUUUGGCUGGGAGAGAGCCCUUUUUUUCUGGGGAGCCACAGUGAGGCUGAUCCUACAGGCUGAUUCUAUCACAUUUAAGGCUCCUACUGUUUUAAUUGCAAUUGCAUCAAUCAGUCAACUUUUAUUUACACUUGAGAAAACACACACUGGCACAUUUUAUCACUGCUGUGCCACAUUAUUAAAAAAGAACUAAACCUGUACACAGGUUUACAAAAAAGGCUAAUUCAUAUGACAACAACCCCCAUUAAACUGUGUUUAAAAUUACUGCGAAAUAAAACUGGAAAUAAAAAUAAAAUAAGAUCCAUGUACAGAAUGCUAGAUAUCUAAUUAAAACAUUAUCUGCAACUGAGGCAUUCAAUUGGCUGUGUAGUGUUUAGAUGAGGAACCAGAAAUAAAAAUGUAAUCAAUGGGAUAGAAUAUCAACAAAUAUCCAUAUAAUAAGUCUAUACCAAUAUAAAUAUUUGUGUUACUGCCAACUCAAUUUUUACUUUAACAUGGCAAAUCCAAGCAUUAAUCUACAAGUUUUCCUCCACCUGGUGUUCUAGGUAUAUGCGAUAAGGCAGAUAAGCAUCCGUGCCCAACUGAAGGUGCACUCAUUAAGCAAUGCACCAACAUAUUUAAAAAAAAAAAUUACAUUGUAUUAGAAACCUGUAAUAUCACCAGGUUUAGGGAACAAGUCUGAUAAGCUACAGAUCUGUAUUAUAGAUUACCCUCGCUUAUUUUAGCAUCUUUUAAAUAAGAUCAGAAAUAACAUCUAACAAGAUAUGUCACAUGAACAUCAUGUAGACAUAAACAUGAUCUGGCAUGAUCAGCUUUGUAAUGUAGGCCUGACAAUAAAUUAAAGAGUCACAAAUCAAUGAACCACUUUCCAUCUGGAUAUGAGUAGUAUGAUUUGCAAUUUUAAAAAACAUGUAAUUACUUUAAUGAGUCAGCUCAGCUCUCACUGUGGUUCUCCAGGGCCUCUGACUACUGAUUUCAAGGCUUCAAUUUAGUGCACACUACCUAUAAUAUAAGGCUAUAAUUCAGUUGCACUCUGGACAAUAGAUGGUUCUCUGAGCUAACUGAUUACUGAGGUAAAAACACUGAUCUUAAUAUCUGGUUUAUGUAUUUGCUUAACCCUUGAAUGUAAAUGUAUUAAACUUAAUAACCAAUACGAUUAUUAUAAAACAUGAA
Clupea harengus (Atlantic herring) is the source of this 3235-nucleotide messenger RNA. Its product is annotated as GTPase IMAP family member 6. NCBI's taxonomy places the organism in Eukaryota, Metazoa, Chordata, Actinopteri, Clupeiformes, Clupeidae. Gene Ontology annotation, molecular function: GTP binding. The record is from RefSeq and is a predicted model, not a curated record.